This is a messenger RNA of Neltuma alba, 420 nucleotides long. Its product is annotated as P34 probable thiol protease-like. Gene Ontology annotation, molecular function: cysteine-type peptidase activity. The transcript has 3 exons. The record is from RefSeq and is a predicted model, not a curated record. Gene Ontology annotation, biological process: proteolysis. NCBI's taxonomy places the organism in Eukaryota, Viridiplantae, Streptophyta, Magnoliopsida, Fabales, Fabaceae. The coding region runs from base 1 to 420 and encodes 139 amino acids.
AUGGCCUCAGAAAGGAAUUACCCAUAUAAAGCUAAAGAUAGGGCUUGCAAUUCCACACUUGAACAGAAGAAAUUUGCUACUAUUGACAGUUAUAGUUAUUGGUAUCACACACCUAUAUCCGAAAGUUUUCUCCGUUGUCUUGUUUUUAAGCAACCUAUUAGUGUUUCCCUAUAUGCAAGCCCGCAUUUUAAGUCUUACAAGGGUGGAAUCUUUAAUGGGAACGAUUGCUCAAGCAUCGGUUCCUGUGAACACAAUCAUGCUGUAUUAAUUGUAGGAUAUGGUUCAACCAGUGAUGAUCAAGACUAUUGGAUUGUCAAGAACUCAUGGGGACCCUCUUGGGGACAAGGUGGCUACAUCUUCAUCAAAAGAAACACCGGUGCUGCUCACGGAGUAUGUAACAUAAAUUGUUCUGGUGCAUAA